AUGGUGUUGUUUAUUGCAGAAACCCUUCAGGAAAAAAAAGUAGAAAUUUCCACUCUGGACACCGCAAACAUUCCGGAAGAAAUUAGUGAUGUUAAAGUUGGUGGUGGUGAUGAUGAUGGUGAUGGCGAUGGCGAAGAUCUAGUGGCACGCAUUCGCGAGGAAGCCAAUAUUCUGGUGGAUCGCGUGCUCGAAGAGAGUGUCGAGAUCAUUGAGAGUCACGGCCACCAGGCCAAUGGCCACGAGAUCGCCAAGCUGGAUUACAACUCAGAAAGUGAGAAUUAUGCCAUCACAUGCGACGAUAUCGGCGGCGUCGAUGUUAUCAAAUCGCCCACCAUUGAGUCCAUGUCGGGCAAGUCGUUUGACGACAACAUGAGCUUCACCGACGAGCACAUACAUUUACCCUUGCAUGCCCAGAACACGACCACCACCAUGACAACGACAGUUACCACUCAGUUCCAACAGCAGCAGUCCCAGGUGCAGCUGCCGCAAACCAAUUCCCAGGCUGCUGCCACAAGUACAUCGGCGGCAAAAGAACCAGUUCCAGUACCUGUUCAAGUAGAGAGUAGUCGAGAUCAGGACGAAGACGAGAGUGAGACGCGGGCAAGGCGCAUCGAUCGAAAGAUCGAGAAACUAUCCACGGACAUGGACGAUGUGAGUGCCAAGUUCGAUGAGGCGUUUGAGAUGUCGGUACCAGAGGACGAGAUCAGCGCCUUGCAGGGCGACUUCUCCAAGCUUAGUUGGGAUGACAGCGUGUCCCCCACGACCAACACCAUGGCCGAUAUGGCCCAGAACCAAAUAACGCCAGAUAACGAUAUUCAAGAUCUCAUCGCAGAAACAGGCGGCGAUUUACCAAUCUCAAGUGAAACCGAAACCACUCCCGUACCACCGUCGGCAGUUGUGGCCAGCACCACAGCGAAUGAAUCAGAAACCAAAACCGAAACUGAGCCGACGGUAGAAACCAAUGCAUUCACUACCACCAGCCACGAUACACCCACACCAAAACCACGAGUACUCAAAGCAAGCUCCCCAGUCUCCGAAGGCACCGAUAGCACUACCAUUCCUGGCCCUGUGCCGAAAUCCGAAAUACCGAUCGAUAUAAGUUUUGAUUCUGCUGCACCGGUUCCAAAGCCACGUGCUCCCAUUAAGCACACGGAACCGUUCGAAAACCUGGCUGCCCUAGCUGAGCAGUCCGAUAGUAUUAGUCUGAGGAGCUUUGAAUUUACAGAGGAUCUUUCUAAAACGGACGAACCGUCCACAGAGCUCUCCAUCCGAUCCCAACUUCGUGACAUAGUCACAAACACCACCACAGCUUCAGAGGAUCACACCGAGAGCUUUGAGCCUACGAGUGAGAUUUCGGUGGAUGAUGCCGACACUGAAAAAUCGGAGGGCAUUGAGAAGACAACCAGCUUUUACAUUGGGGAAUCCAGUCGCAAUGUAAUUAUCAAAACCUCGACAAGGUCCGCAAGUGUUACACCGCAAGAAGAAGAAGCCCAGGGCGAAAUAGGCAUCGAUGCCAAGGAUGUUUCUUUAAUGAAGGAGAUGUCUGUCGACUCAGACGAGGCAAACGAUGUUUUCAAAGAGUUUGUCACAAUGAAACCAGACGAUCCCGCAUCAGUAGACAGUAAAAUAACCAGACAAGGCUCGGAAACUAGAAAUGACAUUCUCGAAUUCGAGAAUGCCGAUAAAGACAAGGCGGGCGAACCGAAGCUCUCUAAAGUAACCACCGAGGAAAGCUUGACCACGUCCACCGGCUCCAGUGGACGAGCCAUUAUUGAAAUUGCUCCUUCAAGUAGUGAGGAUCCCGAUGAGUCCAGCAAGGAAAUUCCGGAAAUAGUAAAUACAAUCUCCGAAAAGACGGCCUCCACCGAUCGUUUUGAAUUGCCCUUGGAGAAAAGUGAAUGGGAAACAUCAGAGAAGGAAAUCCCAGCUGCGGGCAAGCCAAAAGUAGUGCACUCACCGCAGCAACCACAAGAGACCGACAUUAAGACUUCGAUGGAUAAGUCUUUCGUAGGUGAAACUCUUGCCGAAGAGCAGGGAUUUGGCGAUUCCGCUAGCAGUGACGUCAAGAGCUUAAAGGACCACGAAGCUUUAAUCGAGGAGUCAUCAUCAGAUUUUGUACUCAGUACCAUGCCCCAAGGCUUCACUACAACUGCUGAGAGCGAAGAUAUAUCUUCUUUUAUUGGCAUACCCGAUGAAAGCAUGCAAACUUCUACAUUGGACAGCACACAGCCGCCAGAAGGUUUGUUCGACACCACAAUCAAGGAGACCCUCAACAAGCAAGCAGCAAUGGCUCACUAUGCACAGGAUGUGUUUGGCAGAGGCGAUAGACGUGAUGAUCACGGUUCGCUGGGUUUCAUUUCCACCGGCACAGCUGAAGAGUUAAGCUCCAUGGAAGAACACAUGGCAAAGGAGGAGCAAGCCUCUCUUGGCUUUAUCUCCACCGAAACCGCUGAGGAUUUUAGCUCUAUGGAAGAUUACUACUCUGAAAAAUUAGCCGUGGCCAGUGUGAUUGCAGAUGAAGUUGCAACCGACAAAUCAAUCACUACAAGCACUUUUAAGGAGCUUUCGUCGGAUCAGUCAAUGAAACCAAUCGAUGUGGUAGUUCAUCGUCUGAAGACCGAGUCCUCGCCGGACUCCAUCAACCGUUGGUCGAUUCCCGAUGUAGACACCUCAAGCUCCAGCGAGAGCUUCCACAAGAGCUUCGACAAGACUCAAAGUCGACCCCUAUCCUCUGAUUUGGAAAACCUUGUGACUGCCACUGGCACAGGUACCUCAAGUGAGUAUCAAACCGCCCGGGAAUUUACCUCCACUGGCCGCACUGAGGGAACCGAAUAUAUUAGUGCCGUCAGCACCCUUGGCAGCAGUAGUUUGGAUUCUCAUUCGGAAACUUCGGCCAAUUUGGCUAGCAUUGAUGUUUCCGAACUGUCGGAGACAUUGGUGGCCUCCUCUGCCGAAGCGGAUCUCUUCGAGGCAGAUGAGAUGUCGCGGCUGCGUGAUCUUCGAGCUGAUGACGAGGACAGCGAUGAGAGCAUGGAACUGCCAGGAACUGCUUAUCCAACUACUGAACAGCAAAGUCUCAUGAAACGCUCCCAGGAAAUGAUUUUCAAGCCCAAGGCUGAGGAGGAGGAGCAACUGCCUGUUGAGGUUGUGCAAAUCGAGGAAUACCCGAAGCCGAAGGAGGCAGAGCGCACCUGGGGAUUGGCCUAUCCUCUGGAGGACAGCAAGGCGGAAAGCCCCCGGGAGAGCGAGAAAGGGGAGGACAUCCUUUUGUAUCACGGAGACCCACGACGAUCCAUAGACGAGUCCAAAUUGGCAUCGAGCUUGGACGAAGGCAGCAUCCUCUCCGUUAGCAUGUCAAGCACAUCCAACAUUGAUACAGUUGUAGAGAACUUUGAUGACAUUAUCGGCUCGGCGGGAUCUUCUUCGCUGACCGGCAUCGAAGGAUUCCAGUAUGGACAUGAUGAGUCGGUUCCAUCUGCCUCCGUGCCGGAAGACGCCACCUUUAUGCUGGAAAUGGAAAGCAAAGAACAUUCGCCGCAGGAUUCUAAUGCCAGUACACCACCAGGGGGAGAGUCUAAGCGACGAGGCCACAAGCGAAAUGAAAGCAUUUCGGGAGAAGCAUUGAAGAACCUUGACAAGGAGGUGGCACUACUGGGCGAGGGCAAGGAAUCUGAGAGCGAGUCAGACACGGACCCCUACGAAUCGGAAUAUGCCCGCCAGUUCAGAUCUCCUAAGGAACGAAAGAGCAAAAAGAAAAAACAGGCGGCAGCCGAGAUGGACCAUAGUGGCGAGCUGGAGAAGCGUCCAUUUACCCCUUCCCAGCUGGUAGCUGAAAUCAUCGUGGAGGACAGUGCCACAGAAGAGCUGGAGGCAGAGGCAGCCAUGAUCGAGGAACGUCGGCCGUCCCAGAACAUGCAGGACUACUCAAAUAUACCCGACAUAAUGGUUACAGAAGACAUCAAGUCUCCAAUUUUGGAGGAGGAGACCGACGAGUUCCCCGAAAAGAUGCUGUACAAGGUACGCACCGAGGAGGAGCUGCACAAGGCAAGCGAUACCUCCACGUACCAGAAGGCCAAGGCCGAGGAGAAGGAGCAGGACUUUCAGCGGAGGGUACAGGAGCAGUACCGACAAAAGCUGGAGGAGCUAAAGAGGGCUGAAGUUGGAGCCGAAUACGAUGAUCACAAGGCACCCGACUCUCCAGACUCUUUUGAAAUGGUCGAGCAACCCGACAUCUCAGAUGAGUUUGUGAUCAUCGAAGAAGUGGCCAAGGAGGCCAACGAAGUGGAUCUUGGCGGCCAGAGCAUUAAGAUUAAGCCAACCAAAUACGAGCAGAAGCACGACGAGGAUGUUGAAAAGAUCAUCAUCAAGUCAGCACCCGCGGAUCCCAAGCUAGGCUCUCAGCUCUACAAGGACGAUCUUAACUUUGAAUUUGAGGAAAGUCCGCCGACGGCGGCCAGCAGCAGCAGUGAACAGCAGGAGGAGAGUGACUCCAGCGAAACUGCAGCAGCCAACAAGCGCUGGGUGGAGAUGCAGCUGACGGACAACCAGUUGCGAUAUCCUUACGACCUAGCCGGAGCCGUGCUAGAGGACAUUAAGGAGGAGGACGGCGAGUUCGAGGUGGGUAGCAGUCGCAUUAGCAGCUUCAAAGACUCCUUCUCCAGCACGCCCGAGUAUGAUGUGGCAGCUCGCCGCUAUCAUUCACGUGGCGAACACGACGAUGUCUCGAUGAGUAGUCUGCAGGAGUUUGAGUCUCUGGAGCAGGCCAUUUCCCUGGAAAACCGCAAUCGCACACACCAAGGCUCCACGGACUCGAGCAAUGGAAGUUUCACCCGACGCUACGUGGUUCGUCACAGUGGAAGUGGAACAGCCCCGGGUGACGAUGUGUCUGUCUCCAGUCUCAAGGACUUUGAGGGUCUCGAGAAUGCCUGCAUUGAAGCCCACCUGAUUGAGAUCAAGGCCCGAGAGGAGGCGGCACUACUAUCGCGGUCAGAUGAGUCAAACAAGUCAAAUGCCAGCGACAAAGGAGCCAGUGGAAAUGUGGUGGUGACCAAGGUUACGCGGACCGUCACCCGCACCGAAGUUGUGCCCUCCAGUCAAGCGGAAAACAUCGAAGCCCUGCUCAAACACAAGUUGGAGCGGGAGGAAGGAUCCGCUGCAGUGAAAGCCAUCGAUAUAACCACCACUGAGUUGGAACCCAAGUCCAAGAUCGACAGCCAGGACUCCGAGAAGGACAGCAUCGAUAGCAUGGAGAUCAGCAAAAGCCACGAUAUGAUGACCAGUAGCAUAGAGAGCUUUGAUAUUUCCAAGGAUGCCACCACGCGAUCCGACAUUGACUCAUUAGAGAUUGACAAGCGACACUCGCGUCAGGAGAGCAUUGAGUCCUUUGGCGACGAGCAGCUGGAUUUGAUGACCAAGUUUGUCAGCGGCGGAGGAGUGACACUGGGUGAUGGCCUCACCACCACCACGACCACAACCACCACCAGCACCGAUGCCGAUGGUCAUGAGCACACUGUGACCAGAGUGAUAACCACCACAACGAGCGUUGGUGGUGGUGGCAUACAGGAGCUGCCAAUGGACGAAGCUGGCAUGUCAAAGGACGUAUCGGUGGACUCCCUAAACCUCUGCAUGGAGCAGACGACCAGCUCAGCUGGAACCACGGCUACGUACCAGACAAGCGCCGGAAACUCUCAGAUGUCCGGAAGCGUUACGAGUUGCGCCUCCAGUACUCUAAUGGAGGACUCGUUCCCUGGUGUGGGUGGCAUGUCGUCGUCGCAAAUGUCGGCCAGUUUUUGGUCCCACGAUGAGUCCACGGUGGUCGAGGAUGAAGAACACGAUCCCACGAAGAAGCAGCAGCAAGGCCAGUAA
Molecule: messenger RNA, 5865 nt
Organism: Drosophila rhopaloa
Lineage: Eukaryota; Metazoa; Arthropoda; Insecta; Diptera; Drosophilidae
Exons: 4
Coding region: 1-5865 (1954 amino acids)
Source: RefSeq, a predicted model, not a curated record